CGUAAUUCAAUUCAUUUCGCUACAAAAUCCAUUGACCUCCUGUGAAAUUGUGUCAAAUACAUUGCGACUGUGAGUGUCUGUGUGUUGGGGUGUUUUUUUUUAUCGCAAAAUUCCUUUGUCAUUGCUUCAGUCUGCAGCCUCGGGAAACCUUACAAAUCCAUCUCCUUGAGAAGAUGUACUUAAAACAGCACCCUUAAAGCAUCGAACGACAAAAGAAGGGUUGUCAUUGGAUUUAUCACCCCUUGAUUGCCCACUAAAGUGUCCAUGCCAAAUAAAAUCUACACUCAGUUGAAAAUGCCAAAUUUAAUUAACCAAAUCUACAGUGGCAAUGGAGCCAUAUCGCCUGAGCUGGUCGAGACCCAACCGCAUUUGGUUAAGAAUGUUCUGAAAGCAAGGCGACAUAGCGGAAAGUUUCGCAUGUUUUCCAUGAUCAUUGAACGCACUCGUCCCAAGUCGAACACCUCCGAAUUGGAGGAUGUUGAAAUGCCUUUAGAUUCCUCGGGCCAACAAAAUGACCUCAACUCAUCAUUCGAUGAAGUUUGUCUUUUGCGAGAUAGUCCUUUUCGGAUUUUAAGGGCAGCUGAAGCUGGCAAUUUGGAUGAUUUCAAGCGUCUGUAUCAGGCAGACAAUACUCGUCUUUCACUGCAGGAUGGCAAGGGGCGAACGGCUGCUCAUCAGGCGGCUUCCCGAAAUAGAGUAAAUAUUCUACGUUAUAUACGUGAUCAAAAUGGUGAUUUCAAUAUCAGAGAUAAUGCCGGCAACACCCCCAUACACGUGGCUGUGGAAUGCGAUUCAUUUGAUGCCUUGGACUAUUUGCUGUCGAUACCCGUGGACACGAGCAUUCUUAAUGAAAAGAAACAGGCACCCGUACAUUUGGCCACCGAAUUGAAUAAAGUUAAGGCGCUGCGUGUCAUGGGCAAGUAUCGCAAUGUCAUCGAUAUACAACAGGGUGGUGAACAUGGAAGGACAGCGCUGCACUUGGCCGCCAUUUACGAUCACGAGGAGUGUGCCAGAAUUUUGGUAUGCAACCGCAGGAUAACUGAAUUUGAUGCAUGUCCACGUAGACCGUGCAAUAACGGCUACUAUCCCAUACACGAGGCGGCCAAAAAUGCCAGCUCAAAGACCAUGGAAGUAUUCUUUCAGUGGGGCGAACAAAGGAAUUGCACGCGUGAGGAUAUGAUUUCCUUUUAUGAUUCCGAAGGCAACGUGCCACUGCAUUCAGCUGUCCAUGGAGGUGACAUCAAAGCCGUGGAGUUGUGCUUGAAAUCUGAAGCGAAAAUAUCAAAACAACAGCAUGACCUAUCAACACCGGUACAUCUGGCUUGUGCACAGGGUGCCAUAGAAAUUGUCAAGUUGAUGUUCACCAUGCAGCCCAAAGAGAAACUCAUCUGCCUAAGCUGCACAGAUGUGCAGAAAAUGACGCCACUGCAUUGCGCCUCCAUGUUUGAUCAUCCCGAUAUUGUGGAAUAUCUGGUCAAUGAGGGUGCCGACAUAAAUGCCUUAGACAAAGAACAUCGAUCGCCACUGCUGUUGGCUGCCUCACGUUCAGGUUGGAAGACGGUGCAUGUGCUCAUACGCCUGGGAGCGAAUAUCAGCAUUAAGGAUGCCUGUUCACGCAAUGUAUUGCAUUUGGUGGUCAUGAAUGGUGGCCGCCUGCAGGAGUUUGCCGAAGAAGUCUCCAAAAAACAGUCCCAUGCUCAAUUGGAACAGUUACUCAAUGAGAAAGACAAUAUGGGAUGUUCUCCAUUGCAUUAUGCCAGCAGAGAUGGUCACAUACGUUCUCUGGAGAAUCUCAUACGACUGGGAGCCUGCAUAAAUCUUAAGAAUAAUAACAAUGAGAGUCCUUUGCAUUUUGCCGCACGUUAUGGGCGUUAUAAUACAGUGAAACAGCUUUUGGAUUCCGAAAAGGGUACCUUUAUUAUCAAUGAGAGUGAUGGUGAAGGAUUGACACCGCUGCACAUAGCCUCACAGCAGGGUCAUACCCGGGUGGUGCAGUUACUGUUGAAUCGUGGUGCAUUGCUUCAUAGGGAUCAUAAUGGACGAAAUCCUUUGCAAUUGGCUGCUAUGUCGGGCUACACAGAGACCAUUGGUCUAUUGCAUUCGGUGCACUCACAUCUAUUGGAUCAGAAGGACAAAGAUGGGAAUACAGCUCUUCACUUGGCCACCAUGGAGAAUAAGCCGCAUGCCAUUUCGGUAUUGCUGUCAAUGGGCUGUAAAUUGGUGUACAAUCGCAUGGAUAUGAGUGCUAUCGACUAUGCCAUUUAUUAUAAAUAUCCAGAGGCUGCUUUGGCAAUGGUCACCCAUGAGGAAAGGGCGAAUGAAGUGAUGUCGCUGAAAUCGGACAAACAUCCAUGUGUGACAUUGGCUUUGAUUGCAUCGAUGCCAAAAGUAUUUGAAGCAGUUCAAGAUAAAUGCAUAACGAAGGCGAAUUGUAAAAAGGAUUCUAAAAGUUUUUAUAUUAAGUAUUCAUUUUCUUUUCUUCAAUGCCCCUUUAUGUUCGCCAAAUUGGAUGAGAAAACCGGUGAACCCAUAACAUUGCAGAACACCAUUCCAUUGCCAGCCUUAAAUACCAUGGUUAAUCAUGGAAGAGUUGAACUGCUGGCCCAUCCUCUAAGUCAAAAAUAUCUACAAAUGAAAUGGAAUUCCUAUGGCAAAUAUUUUCAUUUGGCUAAUUUGCUAAUUUAUUCCAUAUUUUUAUUAUUCGUAACUAUAUAUUCAUCGCUGAUGAUGAAUGGAGUAAAGAUACAAACAAGGCUGCUCAGUGAAAGUUUCAAUUAUAGCAGUUACAGGAAAAACAAUCUUGACUGUGUUAGGUAUUUCAAUGAACAUCCUUCCAAUGAUAGUUGGCAUCGUGAUUGCUAUGAGAGUAUCCAACAAUCGACAGCCAUUGUGGUCUGUGCUUUCAUUGUCGUCAUUUACAUAACCCUAAGUGCACUGCGAGAAUUCGUUCAAAUAUAUCAGCAACGUUUGCAUUAUAUUUUGGAAAUUGUCAACUUAAUAUCAUGGAUUCUAUACAUAUCAACAUUGAUCAUGAUUUUGCCAGCAUUCAAAUCGGAUGGUGGCAUUACAAAUGUUCAUUAUUCGGCAGCCUCAAUAUCGGUGUUUCUAUCGUGGUUUCGUUUGUUGUUGUUUCUGCAGAGGUUUGAUCAGGUUGGAAUCUAUGUGGUCAUGUUUCUAGAGAUCCUUCAAACCCUAAUCAAGGUACUCUUAGUAUUUUCAAUACUAAUCAUUGCUUUUGGUUUGGCCUUUUACAUACUGCUGUCUAAGAUAGUGGAUCCUCAACCGAAUCAUUUGAGCUUUUCCAAUAUACCCAUGUCCUUGCUGAGAACAUUCUCCAUGAUGUUGGGUGAAUUGGAUUUUGUGGGAACUUAUGUCAAUACCUACUAUCGUGAUCAAUUAAAAGUUCCUGUCACCUCAUUCUUAAUAUUAAGUGUUUUUAUGAUCCUAAUGCCUAUACUGCUCAUGAAUUUACUCAUCGGUUUGGCUGUUGGCGACAUCGAAUCUGUGCGCCGCAAUGCCCAAUUAAAGAGACUGGCCAUGCAGGUGGUUUUGCAUACCGAAUUAGAGAGGAAACUGCCCAAAAUGUGGCUGCAGAAAAUUGAUAAAAUGGAAUUGAUCGAAUAUCCAAAUGAAACCAAAUGCAAAUUGGGUUUCUUCGAUUUCAUUUUGAGAAAAUGGUUUUCAAAUCCAUUCAGUGAAGAUAGUUCCAUGGAUGUCCUACAAUUCGAAAACAAUGACGACUAUAUCAACAACGAAUUGGAAAAACAACGACGUAAACUGCGCGAUAUAAGUCGCGUUCUUGAUCAACAACAUCAGCUACUGCGUUUAAUUGUCCAAAAAAUGGAAAUCAAAACCGAAGCCGAUGACGUCGAUGAAGGCGUAUCACCGAAUGAUCUACGCAGCACCAAUAAUCACAGCAGUAGCGCCAAUGGUUCGCGUUGGACCUCGCCGCGUAUUCGCAAUAAGCUAAGGGCAGCACUAAGUUUCAACAAAGGCAUAUAGGAGUUGCGAAGGAAGGCGGCACUCAACGAACUUGUAAAGUGUUAGUAGUACUAUGUAGGCUAUAGCUUAAAUAUGAGAAAUGGUGUGAUUGAAAUAAACAUUUUUAAAUCUCUUUCCAAGUACCUCUCAAGGAACUAAAGAAAAACAUAGAAGAAAAGAAACAAACAAAAAACAAAAAAUUAAGAGCUUAGAUAUAUAUAAAUUGUAAGAAUUUGUGUUUAACAGAAUUUAACACUGCAAACAUUAUAACUAAAUGUGAAAGUACAUUGGAAUGGUUUCCCCUGACUUGAGUCAACCAUCGGUGUAAGACGAUUUUAAGCGAUUUGCUCCCCCACGGCUUCACAGCCCGGUCCAAGUAUACAUUUAUGGCUGAGACAUGUCUUUGCAUAGCAUAUUUUUAAUGGAUAUUUUAUAUAUGUAUUUUAGUAAGAAUUGUAAAUAAAUUUUUGUGCACAUAAAAAUGUUAUGCUGGACGGACAACUCAA
This is a messenger RNA of Stomoxys calcitrans (stable fly), 4487 nucleotides long. It is a transcript of the gene TrpA1, whose product is annotated as transient receptor potential cation channel subfamily A member 1. The coding region runs from base 265 to 4002 and encodes 1245 amino acids. Gene Ontology annotation, biological process: transmembrane transport; monoatomic ion transport. The record is from RefSeq and is a predicted model, not a curated record. Gene Ontology annotation, cellular component: membrane. The transcript is spliced from 18 exons. NCBI's taxonomy places the organism in Eukaryota, Metazoa, Arthropoda, Insecta, Diptera, Muscidae. Gene Ontology annotation, molecular function: monoatomic ion channel activity; protein binding.